Betta splendens (Siamese fighting fish) is the source of this 1364-nucleotide messenger RNA. RefSeq names its product succinate dehydrogenase complex, subunit B, iron sulfur (Ip) (gene sdhb). Gene Ontology annotation, biological process: tricarboxylic acid cycle; aerobic respiration; respiratory electron transport chain. The record is from RefSeq and is a predicted model, not a curated record. Gene Ontology annotation, cellular component: mitochondrial membrane. The transcript has 9 exons. NCBI's taxonomy places the organism in Eukaryota, Metazoa, Chordata, Actinopteri, Anabantiformes, Osphronemidae. Gene Ontology annotation, molecular function: electron transfer activity; 2 iron, 2 sulfur cluster binding. The coding region runs from base 16 to 948 and encodes 310 amino acids.
GUUUUGUAAGCCGGAAUGUCUAACGCAGGCGGUUCCUUGGUUCCACCAGACAGGGUGCAUGCUGGGAUAGCAGGCAUUGGAGGUCAGAAAAACGCCAAAAUGUCGGCUGCUGGUCUCACGUCCUUGACUCGCUGUGGUGUUUUGGUGCUUCGCUCUCCUGCGGGAUUGGCGGUGCGUUAUGCACAAACGGCCGCAGCUCCCGCAGCCCAGCCCAGAAUAAAGAAGUUCCAGGUGUACAGAUGGGACCCAGACACUCCAGGAGACAAACCACGCAUGCAGACCUACGAGGUGGACCUCAACGCCUGUGGCCCCAUGGUCCUCGAUGCCCUGAUUAAGAUCAAAAAUGAGAUGGACUCUACUCUGACCUUCCGCCGCUCCUGCAGAGAAGGUAUUUGUGGAUCCUGUGCAAUGAACAUUAAUGGAGGAAACACACUCGCUUGUCUCGAUAAGAUUGAUACCAACCUUAAUAAGCCAACAAAGAUUUACCCUCUGCCACAUAUGUAUGUGGUCAAGGACCUGGUGCCUGACAUGAGCAACUUCUACGCUCAGUACAAGUCUAUCGAACCCUACCUGAAAAAGAAGGAUGAAUCCAGGGAGGGCAAGGAGCAGUACUUGCAGUCUGUGGAGGACAGACAGAAACUGGAUGGACUGUACGAAUGCAUCCUGUGUGCUUGCUGCAGUACGAGCUGCCCUAGUUACUGGUGGAAUGCCGACAAAUACCUUGGGCCUGCUGUGCUGAUGCAGGCGUAUCGGUGGAUGAUUGAUUCACGAGAUGAUUUCACAGAGGAGCGUCUGUCCAAGCUUCAGGAUCCUUUCUCUUUGUAUCGCUGCCACACUAUCAUGAACUGCACCAGGACCUGCCCCAAGGGUCUGAAUCCAGGAAAAGCGAUUGCUGAGAUCAAGAAGAUGAUGGCAACAUACAAAGAGAGGAAGACGGCUACUGUCUGAGUCUUCAGCUGUUGUCUUCUACAUCUCCAACCCUCCUCAAUUAAAUUAUGUGUUGAUUUAAAAAGAUACCUUUUUAAGGUCUGCAGGGGCUGUACACCUACCAGCCCCACCACACACCCCUGGCUCUACUGGAAAUGGUGUGUGUGCAGGUGGAGAGGUUGGUGUUACGCAAACGCACAUGUACAGUGUAAGAAUGUGUGACAAACUUAAACGUGUACCAUAAGAGGUAUUUAUCUCUAGCUCCACUGUGUGCAUGGUGGAAAAAAAAUUAGACGUUUCCUUUUGUGUAAACAUUGUUUAGUCUGUUGCCACCAGAUUAACAGCAGCUUCAGAGACUGUGUAUAUGUUCCGUCAGAUCUUCCAACAAACCAACAGCAGUUUUUGUUUUGAUAAACAAUAAACAGUUAAAAUAUGUA